Messenger RNA from Mangifera indica (mango), 2324 nucleotides. RefSeq lists its product as uncharacterized. The record is from RefSeq and is a predicted model, not a curated record. Lineage: Eukaryota; Viridiplantae; Streptophyta; Magnoliopsida; Sapindales; Anacardiaceae. The coding region runs from base 660 to 1970 and encodes 436 amino acids. The transcript is spliced from 5 exons.
UUGUCUUUUCCAUUUUCUUUCUUUCUUUCUCGCUUUUGUUUUGUCUCGUUUUCUCCACUAAAGAGAAGGGAAAGAGAAUAAGCAAGCCCAUUGUUUUAUGUUUCUAUUUCACUUCCCCGGCGUCCUCCACUCCAUUCUCCCCUAGGGUUUCGGUUUUCUCAUUCGCUUCUUUGUUUCUUUCUUUCACCCAGCUCAUCUUCUUCUUUUCUUUUUCCAUUUCGAGGGUUCAGUGCAGAUUAUUUUAACUAAUCAUUAUAUAAUUCUGCUUUCAACCGAUUGCUGUUGUAAAUUAAAGCUUUUGGCCUACAGAAUCAUGAAACUUGUGGAUAAAAGUUGGUGGAAAAGAGCAGCUUCUCACAAUUAAACCAUUCUUAGCUGGCAAGUGAUACUUGUAGAAGUGUUUUUUUUUCCUUCAAGAUGGAAGGUUAAUAUGCUUAUAACAAAAAAUCUACUCCAGGAAGAAUUUGUCGGCUUGAAUGUUAUUUCUUAAUUGUUUAUAUCAUUUGCUAGCUUUUAGCACUACUAAUGCCAUUGGAUUCUACAUAGAGUUCAAGACAUCUUUGCAUUGCUUAUAAAAAAUAGCUAACACGGGUCAACUUUGUUGCGUGGCCUCUGGGCCACAUGGAGCACAAUCACGCUCUAUUGGUCGGGAUAAUUCCAUGGGUACUGGUGAACCACAUUGGCAGACAAACUCUAGCUUUUCACCCCCACCAUUUAGGAUAUGGGACUGCAGAUUGCAAUCAGAUGGCUUACAACGUGGGUCUCAUGGAGCUCCUUUACAUGGUUCAUCAUUAUCCUCCACUAGUAGAGGAAGCAGAAGCAGGGUGAGCAGUGAACGGUUCACCACCAAUCACCAUCAUUCUAUAUCCGAUGGAGUAUUGUCUUAUUCAGGUAGUCCACCUGAUAAUAUCCAGGCACCUUGUUGGAUGUCACCAUCAAAAAAAAUUGAUUUGGGGGAGCUGGCUGCAUCUACUGUGGGAGGAUCAAGGUCCCAGUCUUCUUGGUUUCCUCACUCAAUGGAGAGGCGAUAUGCUGUUAGAGCAACUGCAGCAUCUCCCAGUUUUGGGUCCCCAUCUUCACUUUCUGAGUCCAGCCAGUUUGAAUCAACUGGCAAGCGGUCCUUUUCUUUCCCUAAUCGCAACUUUCCAAGUCGACGGUCUUACAUGUCUAAAGCAGUUUAUCCACUAGUUUUUCACAAUCCUGUGUCAGACUGUGAAAACUUUGGUGAUGCUGACACCAGUAGUGUUGGCAGGUUGACACCGGUUGAUGAUAAUAUCUCACCUUCUCACUGGCUUGAGAACAGUUCAAGUAUUGUACAGAAGUUCCACAAAACACUAACUGAACUCCGAAGAUGGGAGGCAUCACCAGACCCAGGUGCUAGCUCUAGAAGGGAGGGCAUUAGGUGGAGCAAUGCCAGCAGUUAUGAUUUUGGGUUUGAUGGAGAAAGGCUUGACAUAUCAGAGCACAUUGAGGGAGAAAAUUUGAGGUCACCUAUAGGCCAUGUUGUUAAUCAAAAGUGUGGAGUUUGUGGAAAACUGUUGUGCCAGAAGUCUCCUUGGAGUUCACAUCGAAUCAUGAGAGAUGGCGAUAUGCCUACUGCUGGGGUACUACCUUGCUGCCACGUCUUCCAUGCUGAAUGCUUGGAGCAACUGACCCCGAAGACCCAGAUUCAUGAGCCUCCUUGCCCCUUGUGCCUGAAGACCAUUGGGCCAGUGGAAGACUCCUCAUCAGUUUCUGAACCGUUGCACAUGGCUCUAAGAUCUGUGCAGCGAAGCAGAGGGAUUGUAAUAUCCGAGGAUCUGCAGGAUCAUAGAAACACUGAAAGCUUGGAUCAUAUCAACAACAGAUUGAGAGUGCCACAUCGGAACGACACUGGUUCUUCCUUUAAGAAUCGUCUAAAAAGGCAUUUGACAUUCAAGGGGAAAGCAAGCAGAGAUAUAUUCAGUACCAAGGUGUUCCACAAGUUUUGAUUUUCACAAGAAGGGAUAGUCAUAUAUAUACAAUUGAUCACUUGCUAAUAGCUUUGAAUGUUAAGAUGUUUGAGGGAUUUCCAUAUGCAGAUUUUCUUCAUGUUAUAUCCAGGCUCUUUCUUGUUACAAUGUUUUUAUUUCACUCUUUUCCCUGCAGAAAGCAAGUGAUGAGGCCCCUUACAUUUCAAAUUACUUGCUUGUUAACCAUGUCAGUUAAUAGGAAUUCUCCAUUUCAGGAUAUUUCUCAGCUAAUGUAAAAUGAACUAUUUGUAUGAAUUCUCAAUGUAACAUUGUAAUAAGUUUGUUGGGGAUGAGCUGCCAUUCAGAGGGCUGCCAGGGACCUUGUUUCAUGGA